Messenger RNA from Eremomyces bilateralis CBS 781.70, 162 nucleotides. RefSeq lists its product as uncharacterized. The coding region runs from base 1 to 162 and encodes 53 amino acids. The transcript has a single exon. NCBI's taxonomy places the organism in Eukaryota, Fungi, Ascomycota, Dothideomycetes, Eremomycetales, Eremomycetaceae. Gene Ontology annotation, molecular function: protein binding. The record is from RefSeq and is a predicted model, not a curated record.
AUGGAUAUCGUCGAGCUGCUGCUCGGCAAGGGCGCCGACGUGAACGCGCAAGGUGGAACCUACGGCAACGCGCUACAGGCCGCUUCGUCCGGGGGCAAUAAGGAUAUCGUCGAGCUGCUGCUCGGCAAGGGCGCCAACGUCGACGCGCAAGGUGGACCGUAA